This is a messenger RNA of Triticum urartu, 2735 nucleotides long. It is a transcript of the gene MAG2, whose product is annotated as RINT-1 / TIP-1 family. Gene Ontology annotation, biological process: regulation of ER to Golgi vesicle-mediated transport; retrograde vesicle-mediated transport, Golgi to endoplasmic reticulum; endoplasmic reticulum to Golgi vesicle-mediated transport. NCBI's taxonomy places the organism in Eukaryota, Viridiplantae, Streptophyta, Magnoliopsida, Poales, Poaceae. The record is from RefSeq and is a predicted model, not a curated record. Gene Ontology annotation, cellular component: Dsl1/NZR complex.
UCUCCGGCCCGGAAAAGAAAAAAAAAGUGCUGGAGCAUCAUUACUCUGAUUGCCUUCGCCGGUCUUCCUCCCCGCUUCCCCCAUCUCCACUCCUCUCCGCGAUCCAAACCCUAAGCCGCGGUGACCCGAUCGCGCCAUGGAAGCGGCGGCUCCGUCGCCGCUGCUCCAUAGCCCCCCGCACAUCACCCCAGAGCUCCGGCGCUUCCUAGACGUCCGCUUUCGCUCCCCGGCCGACCUCGCCGCGGCCGCCGACGUCGAGGCCGAGAUCCGCGGGCGCUGCGCGGAGCUCGAGUCCUCGGUCGCCGAACUGUCCGCCCGCCUCGCCGAUGUGGUCGCCGCGUACUCCUCUUCCCUCGGGGCCGCUGGCUCCGCCCUCCGCAGCGUGCGUGGUGGCCUUGCCGCCCUCAAGGCCUCCACCGACAAGACGGGGGUUAGAGAAGACGUGGAGGCUGGGAGCGAGAGGAUGCUGUUUGAACAACUCCCUCCCCUGGCCACCGACGUGUCGAGAGUGGACAUGGUUAGAGAUUACGCUGAAACGGCUCUAAAGCUUGACGGUUUGAUCGGUGAUGUAGAAGACGCUGUUUCCUCUUCUGUGACUGCAAAACUUAAAUCUCGUGGAGAAAAUUCAGAGAAAACCCACCAUGUUGCUAUUGGAUAUCUUAAAAAGAUAGAAGAUCUUUUAGCUUCAGUUACAAGGACCAGACCACAAUGGACUCGCCUUAUAUCUGCAGUGGAUCACAGAGUGGACAGAUCUCUAGCUUUACUAAGACCACAAGCUAUUGUUGAUCAUCGUGCUCUUCUGUCAUCCCUUGGCUGGCCUCCUUCCCUUGCGGGAACAAAAAUUUCAGAUAGUAAUUCUGGGAAACCGGCAGAGACUGUGAACCCAUUAUUUUCAAUGAAGGGUGACUUGACAAGGAAGUAUUCUGAAAGCUUUCUUUCGCUCUGUAAUCUACAAGAAUUACAGAAACGCAGAAAAGCUAGGCAACUACAAGGGCACGACAUGGGAAAUCAACCACGUCAACCAUUAUGGGUGAUAGAGGAGUUAGUAAAUCCAUUAUCUGCUGCUGCACAACACCAUUUCUCCAAAUGGGUUGAGAAUCCUGAAUUUGUAUUUGCUCUUGCUUAUAAGAUAACAAGAGAUUUUAUUGAUUCCAUGGAUGAGAUACUGCAGCCCCUUGUAGAUAAGGCCAAUCUUGUAGGGUAUAGCUGCAGAGAGGAGUGGAUUUCAGGUAUAGUUAUUGCACUGUCUACAUACUUGGCGAAAGAGAUAUUUCCAAAGCAGAUUGAACUUCUUCAAGAAAGUAGCUCAAGUGAUGCAAGCAGCACGGCGGCUCAGGCAAGAGUCUCAUGGCUUAACCUUGUUGAUCUGAUGAUAUCUUUUGACAAGCGAACUCAAGAUUUGAUCUCCGGUACAGGACUGCUAUUUUCAGUAAAGGAUGAUGAGAAUUGGCAGAGGAUCUCGGUGCUCUCUGUCUUCUGUGAUCGUCCAGACUGGCUUGAAAUAUGGGCAGAGAUUGAGAGACGGGAGGUUUUCGCUAGCCUGAAAUCAGCAAUGGAGAAUGAAAAUAAUUGGAGUAAGAGGAUUGAAGGAGCGAUACUUGAGUAUGGAUCAGAUGACUGCAAAUCUCCAGCAAUAACCGGUGCUGUUAAACAUGGCUUGUCUUUGAUAAUUGAUCGUGCUAGGCCUAUUCCUAGCAUUACCCUUAGGGCAGAAUUCAUUAGGAUUUCUGCUUCACCCAUAAUAUCAGAAUUCCUCGGUUGCAUGUUUAGGAGGUGCCAAGAGGCAGAGGGGCUAACUGCUCUGGCCGAUGAUAAUGCUUUGAUCAAAGUAUCACAGUCCAUUAAUGCAGCUCGGUACGUGGAAUCCACAUUGGCACAAUGGUGUGAGGAUGUGUUCUUUCUUGAAAUGGAAAAUCUAUCUGUAGUUGGAGAAGGGGGUUUUGUAUUCCAGCAAGAUAUAAAUCAACUGAAAGAGUUCAGAUCAGAAUGGGUUGAUAAGAUUUCCACCGUCAUCCUUAGGGCUUUUGAUGCUCGAUCCCGGGACUAUCUGAAAAACAAGAGACAGUGGCAGGAGCAUUCAGAAGAACCAGCUAUAUCCAGAGCUAUCAUAGAGUCUUCAGGCUACAUUCAAGGGAGGCUAUCUAGGCUCGAAGAAGGCCUAAAUGUGCUGGAUUUUGUAACAGUAUGGAGAGCCGUGGCAACCGGAGUAGACCAGCUGCUUUUCACAGGGAUUUUCGCUGGAAGCCCAAAGUUUAGUAAUGGUGGGGUGGAAAGGCUUCAUGCUGAUCUGAGUGUUCUUUUUGCUGUUUUCCAAGCCUGGUGUCUGAGGCCUGAAGGCUUCUUCCCAAGACUGUCCGAGGGAUUGAAAUUGCUGAAGAUUGAUGAGAGGCAACUAAGAGAUAGUAGGUUGGUUACAGAUAAAAUUUGGCUGCGGGGACAUGGUGUUAGGCAUUUGACAGUCGGUGAGGCCGAAAAGAUAAUUAAAAAUAGGGUGUAUGAUGCAUGAUAAUGAUAUAUACAUUAGACAUUGUCAGGCUUGAAUGUCAAAAAUGAAUUGCCAUAUUGGAAUGGACUUCCAUUUUUUUGUAUUUUAUACAAAUUUGUGUCAUCCUCUUUUAGAGAUGUAUCCUCCCCUUGUUUGUUUUUUUUACAUCUAUCUUCCCCUUGUUGAUUGGUGUAAUAAGAUUGUAAUAGUGUGUUUCCCCUUUUGUAACAGAAAAACUGUUUUGCUGACA